GCAUUCCCCACCCUUUUUCAUUUUAUUAUUUUUGUUUUAAAGAAAGAAAAAACAGAGUAAAAGAAUAAAAGGGGGGAGAAUCAGUACAAUGAAAAUAGGACAAAAUAAUACUGAGCUGUGUCCUGCUUCCUGCUAUGAGUUUCAAAUUAUGUCUAAACCAAGUUCAAGUCUUGCCCUCUUUCUUCAUUGACCUUUUUUCUUUGCCAUUCUGGUGUUACUGCAAAAACUGAACCAUUGCAUCAACACCUCAUGUCACAAUCUCUCUAACUCUCAAUUUUGUCUUUUGAUCCACCUGAAACCCUAAUUUUCUAGUAUAAGUAGAGGUAACAUUUCAGAGCAUGGGGGGGGGGGGGGGAUUUUUGAGAAAAACAGAGAAGAGAAAAACCAAAAAAACUCAUCUUUUCAUCACUUUUCCAACAAAUUCGAAAUCCAUUAAAACCACCUCCAACCUUCAAUUUUCUUCACCCAAAUCACUCCAAGCACCUACCUAAGCUUGAACCCACAAGAAAAACGAAGAAAAACCAUCAAAAAAAUCUUACACAAGGUUCAAAAAUAGCAAAGAAAAGUGUAGGUGUUAACCCACCAAGACAAAGCUCGAAACCAGGAACCAAACGGGCAAUAAUUACAUAGGCACAAGGGAUAUGACAUCUGUUAGAAGAAACACUUUUCCAUACCGUUUCCAAGUUCCGAAAGUGGAAGGUCUUGUAGCUCUUGAAGACAAAUUGACUCCUGCCAGCAAACACAACUUUCAACUCAAAUAUGGGUUAAUUCUAGAUCUCUUGCAUGUUAAGGUGGAUCCCGAAGCUCUGAUCACUCUGGUUCAACAUUAUGAUCCUCCACUCCGAUGCUUUACAUUUCAAGAUUUUCAGCUCUUUCCUACUUUAGAAGAGUUCGAAAGUUUUAUGAAUUUAAAGAUGGAAGGUCAAAUCUGUUACUUGGGUAAUAUUCCAUCAUUGGAGGAGAUAGCAAUAGCUUUGCAUAUGGGUGUACAAGAGGUUCCACCGCUCACCGAGAUCAAGCGUAAUUCUAGUGGAUCUUUGGUUAGGGGGUUUGCUAGAGAGGUCCUAGAAGUCAAGGCUCAAGAUGCUCUAACUGCUAGCAAUUGGGAAACUUACAAUGCUAUACUUGCUCUCUUAAUCUAUGGAUUGGUUUUGUUCCCUAAAGAAAGCGACUUCAUUGAUCUACCAACUAUCAGAGUUUUUCUGACUAAAAAUCCUGUUCCUACUCUUCUCGCUGAUUUCUUGUAUUCCCUUCAUGAUAGACGGAAAACAAGAAGAGGUGGGCCAAUCUGUUGUUGUGUUCCUCUAAUCUAUUUGUGGCUAAAAUCUCACCUGCCGAAAAAGGGACCUUUUGCUGAAAAAAACAUGCCAUGGUCGCAGAGGUUGAGAUCACUCUCUGAAAAAGAUGUUGUUUGGUACUCACGACGAGUAGAUUCUUCUAAAGUUCUCCUUCAAUGUGGGGAUUUUCCUAAUGUGCCUCUUAUUGGAACUUUAGGGUGCAUCAACCAUAACCCUAUUUUGUCUCUCCUUCAACUGGGAUACACUAUGGAAAGCGAACCAAAAGCUAACUUAUUAUCAGAAAUUUUCUUCAAAAAAGGAGAAAAUGAAGAACUUUUGAAGAAGAUUAGAUUAGCCUGGGGACUAGUUCUCAAGAAGACAAUGGGUAAAAAGAAUUGUAUAGCAAUGCCGUCAUACACUCAAUGGGUGAAAGAUCGAAUUCAAGAAAUCAAAUUACCUUUUGGUGUCAUCACUCCAAUUGAACCUCAGAAGCCGACGCCAGUUAUGACUGUUCCUAUUGAAGAGGCAAAGGCUUUGAAAGAUCAGAUUGUGGAUCUCAAAAAGAAGAAUGAGGAACUACAGUCCCAAUAUCACGAAGCUUUAGGGAAGUUGGCCCGGAAGAAGAGAGACUGUCAAGAGCAAGAAGAGUUGGUUCAAGACAACCAAAAAAGGUUAAAAGAAUCAGAAGAAAAAAGGAUGCACAUAGGGGGUGGUUUAAAAAGCGCCGAAGGGAGCAUUAUGGCAAAGAAAGAAAAAAUAGCAGAUGUCUGGCAUUCUAACCAAGAAUUGAGAAAGGAUAAUGAUCUACUUUGGAAAGCUUUACAAAAGCGGAAAAGCGAAUGCCACAAGAAAGAUCAAGAAUCACAAGAAAUUGCGGAAAUGUACAAAAAGUGUUUGCAAGAUGUGAAUGCCGAGGGGCAGAAGUUCAAGGAGCUCUUUAUUCAAGAAGAGUUGAAGAAUCGACAAAUGCAGGAGGAUAGAAAAAUGUAUGAAGAUUCCAUGAUUAAACAUAUGGAAUAUAGUGAAACUCAAAAAAAUCUUCUGGCUAGAAAAAUUGAUGAAAUGGAAGUUGAGUUGAAUAUGCACAAGGAAGAGAUUAAAGAGAUGAGAGUUGAGCUUAGCAUGCACAAAAAGGUCCUCAAUCUGGUUAAGCAUGAUGCUGUUAGAUUUCAAAAGGGCUUCACUGAUUUGAUUAAUCUCUCCCAUCAGACCAUGGAUGAGUUACCCCAGAGGUUAAGGAUAGCUGAGAUAGAGUUGCCUUUCUUCAAUGCUCCUGAAGGAAUCAGAAAUCUCAUGGGAUACUGCCGAAAGACUUUGGACUGUUAUAAGAAGAAGCUGAUUAGGGCUAGGAAGGGUUUAUGAUGUUGUAUUUGUUUUUCAUCUUUAUCUAUGUAAUGAGCUUCAAAGAACAUCAAUGCAAUAUUAUCUUUCAAUAAAA
Molecule: messenger RNA, 2715 nt
Organism: Trifolium pratense (red clover)
Lineage: Eukaryota; Viridiplantae; Streptophyta; Magnoliopsida; Fabales; Fabaceae
Exons: 2
Coding region: 642-2639 (665 amino acids)
Source: RefSeq, a predicted model, not a curated record